This is a messenger RNA of Phragmites australis (common reed), 1952 nucleotides long. Its product is annotated as protein DETOXIFICATION 27-like. The transcript has 8 exons. Gene Ontology annotation, cellular component: membrane. Gene Ontology annotation, molecular function: antiporter activity; xenobiotic transmembrane transporter activity. Bases 192 to 1679 code for a protein of 495 amino acids. Gene Ontology annotation, biological process: xenobiotic detoxification by transmembrane export across the plasma membrane. The record is from RefSeq and is a predicted model, not a curated record. NCBI's taxonomy places the organism in Eukaryota, Viridiplantae, Streptophyta, Magnoliopsida, Poales, Poaceae.
CGCUCGCGCUAGCUGGACUCGCCAACACAGCCAGCAACUCCCAACGGGCGCCUUUUAAAAGCCGGCCGCCGGCCUUCCACCCUCGGUCUCUCACGCUCACAUUCGGAGAGAAAGAUAGAGGGACAAGAGUCCUUCGGAAAACUUUUGCAGAGGGAGAGGCAGAGGGGAGAGAAGCUUUGAUUGUUGAUAGGAUGGCCACGGAUCGGAGUGCGUCGCGAGGGGACGAGGGGGAGUGCCGCGUGGCGCUGGUGCAUGGCGGCGUGAAGGAGGAGUGGCAAGUGGUGGCCGGCGAGGGCGAUUCUUGUUGUAAGCUCGGGCGGAGGGUAUGGGAGGAGUCGAAGAAGCUGUGGGUGAUCGUAGCGCCGGCCAUGUUCAGCCGCGUCGUCACCUACGGCAUGAACGUCAUCACGCAGGCCUUCGCCGGCCACCUCGGCGACCUCGAGCUCGCCGCCAUCUCCAUCGCCAAUACCGUCGUGGUCGGCUUGAACUUCGGCCUCAUGCUUGGCAUGGCGAGCGCGCUGGAGACGCUGUGCGGGCAGGCGUUCGGCGCCAAGAAGUUCCACAUGAUGGGGGUGUACAUGCAGCGGUCGUGGAUCGUGCUCUUCAUGUGCGCGGUGCUGCUGCUGCCCAUGUACUUCUUCGCGGAGGACGUGCUGCUGCUGACGGGGCAGUCGCCGGCGCUGUCGGCGAUGGCGGGGAAGGUGUCCGUCUGGUUCAUCCCGCUGCACUUCUCCUUCGCCUUCCUCUUCCCGCUGCAGCGGUUCCUGCAGUGCCAGAUGAAGAACUUCGUCAACGCCGCCGCCUCCGGCGUGGCGCUAUGCAUCCACAUCUUUGCCAGCUGGCUCUUCAUCACUAGGUUCCAGUUCGGGCUCGUCGGUAUCGCGCUCACGCUCAACUUCUCGUGGUGGGCGACCACGGCGAUGCUCUUCGCCUACGUCUCCUGCGGCGGGUGCCCGGAGACGUGGCACGGAUUCUCCGUCGAGGCGUUCGCCGGUAUGUGGGAGUUCGUCAAGCUGUCCUCGGCGUCUGGUGUUAUGCUAUGUUUGGAGAACUGGUACUACAGAAUCCUCAUCAUGCUCACCGGAAACCUCAAGAACGCGGCUAUUGCAGUGGACGCGCUGUCCAUCUGCAUGACGAUUAACGGAUGGGAGAUGAUGAUUCCACUGGCAUUCUUCGCGGGCACCGGAGUGCGUGUGGCCAACGAGCUCGGCGCCGGCAAUGGAAAAGGCGCAAGGUUCGCGACGAUCGUCUCAUCGGCGACCUCGCUGGUGAUCGGGCUCUUCUUCUGGGUGUUGAUCAUGGGCCUCCACGACAAGUUCGCGCUCAUCUUCACCUCCAGCUCCGUCGUGCUGGACGCCGUCGACAAUCUCUCUGUCCUGUUGGCCUUCACCAUCCUCCUCAACAGCAUCCAGCCCGUCCUCUCAGGUGUGGCAGUUGGGUCCGGUUGGCAAUCCAUGGUUGCCUACGUCAACAUCGGCUGCUACUACCUCAUUGGCAUACCCAUGGGCAUCCUUCUCGGAUGGCUCUUCAACCUUGGCGUCCUGGGAAUCUGGGCGGGCAUGAUCGGCGGGACCGCCGUGCAGACGCUGAUUCUGGUCAUCAUAACAGUUCGUUGUGACUGGGAAAAGGAGGCAAUGAUCGCGAGCACGCGCAUGGACAAGCUGUCGGAAGUUCGGUGAUGGCAGGAUCUGGUGUACAUAGGAUCUGCAGUUGUAUUUGUUCGGGACCGUGUGUUGGUUUGCGCGUGUUUCUACUCGCUGCGUGUGGCUUAUCCCCAUUUUUUGCCGUUUGGCCGGAAGAACAAGAUGCAAAUUAACGAAGUGACAGGACGGCUUGAAGACGGUGGCUUGGCUCUGUUGGCUUGAAAUUUUUGCACCAUGCAAUUUUGUCAGUUUCGUCUUAUGGUUACCAGAGUGUAUUUCUUCUCGUGAUAAAGCAAUGUGAUUCAUGCA